Messenger RNA from Drosophila hydei, 2013 nucleotides. Its product is annotated as Werner syndrome ATP-dependent helicase-like. The record is from RefSeq and is a predicted model, not a curated record. Gene Ontology annotation, biological process: double-strand break repair via homologous recombination; DNA replication. Gene Ontology annotation, cellular component: chromosome; cytoplasm; nucleus. Gene Ontology annotation, molecular function: 3'-5' DNA helicase activity; ATP binding; nucleic acid binding. Lineage: Eukaryota; Metazoa; Arthropoda; Insecta; Diptera; Drosophilidae. The transcript has a single exon. The coding region runs from base 1 to 2013 and encodes 670 amino acids.
AUGCUGCCCAAGCCGAAGAAAUACAUCAACUGUCUGCGACAAUACUUCGGCCUGAAUACGUUCAAGCCGCUCCAAUGGAAGAUAAUACGUGCCUUGAUAAUCCAGCCCCGUGGCGGGGACGUGUGCGCAGUUAUAGCCACCGGCUAUGGCAAAUCGUUGAGUUAUCAGUUUCCCGCCUUUUUCUUAAAUAAGGUAGUUGUAGUCAUAUCGCCGCUGAUUGCUCUGAUGGAGGAUCAAGUGAACGCACUGAACGAGAGAUCCAAGACCGGUCCAUGCGCCUGCCUGCUGGGCACUGCGCAAGAGGAUCGAGCUAUCAAGGAACGCGUCCUGGCGCUUCAAUUUAAAUUGGUCUACGCUACGCCGGAGUACAUAACCCGUGGCAAUGGCCUCAAAUUGCUGCGUGAUCUGGGCCACAAUCUGGCGCUGAUUGCCAUCGAUGAGGCACAUUGCAUCUCCAAGUGGGGCCACGAGUUCCGUCCAGCUUACCGCCAGCUCAAUCAGCUGCGCUUGGCUGUGCCCAAGGUACGUCUUCUGGCGCUAACUGGAACGGCAACGCGGCGAGUGCGCCUAGAUAUCUGCGAGCAGUUGCAGUUGCGCAGGCCUCUGGUGUUUUGCAGCAACCUGGAUCGACCUAAUCUGGAGCUGACCGUUCGUAUGCGUAGCUCGAAUCUGUGGUCCGAUCUGCAGCAAUAUUUGAACUGGGCCGCCGAGGCGGCAGGCGCCGUUAUCAUCUACAGCAAUACGAUACGCGACACGGAGCACAUGGCACAGGAGCUGUCCAGCCGGGGCAAACGCUGUCAUAGCUAUCACAGCAAGCUGCCGCUCGAGGUGAAGCGUCGCAAUCAGCAGGACUUUGCCAGCGAUGAGGUGCACAUUAUGGCGGCGACCACAGCCUUUGGCAUGGGCAUUGACAAGCCCAAUGUCCGCCUGGUUGUACACUAUGGGGCUCCCAGCGACAUGGAGCGCUACUAUCAGGAGAUAGGACGUGCCGGCAGAGAUGGCCUGCCAGCCAAAUGCGUGCUCUUCUACGGCGAGGCAGAUGCCGCGAUCCACCGACGAUUGCAGCACAGCCAACCCGUGACGGCGCAGCGCAGCGAGGAGCUGCAGCAUCUGGCCCAGGCCAUGCUAGAGUAUACACAGAUCAGUCAAUGCAGACGCCAAUAUAUACUCAACUACUUUGAUGAUCGAGCGACGUUGGCCUCGCUGAAGCGGCGCUCCAAUUGCUGCGACAAUUGCCGCAAGGCCAUGCAGGCCAAGCCGACAGUUCAUGUGGACGACACACCGCUGGACGUGAGUAGCGAGUCCCGUUUGCUGCUGGGCAUGCUGCGGGAUCUGAACGGUCGGUUGGGCCUGGGCAAGCUCAUACUGGCGCUGCGCGGCUCACGCAGCAAGUCCAUCAGCAGCGAGUGCCGCAGCCAUGAGCACUUUGGCAGGGGCUCGCAUCGUUCAAUUGCGUGGUUCAAGGCACUGGCGGAACAUCUGAAGUCCCUAGGUUAUAUCAAGGAUGACUAUCAGCGCAGCAUGAAGAGCGCCUUUGGCUACCUAAUGCCCCAGGUGACGCUUCAGGGCUGCUGCUGGCUGGACGAGGAGCAAGCGAAAGCUGGGCCAAUAACCGUCCAGUCCACUUCCCGUUUGGCCAAGCUGCGUCAAACGUGCCGCAUGGGCAACGUGGCUAACGACAAGCUUGACUGGGGCUCCGACAUCGACCCAAAUGAAAUCGACGAGGCAGUAGAGAGAUGCGAGAACGAUUCGGUCUGGGGACCCGAUCUGGACAUAGACUUUCAGCAAAUCGACGAAGCAGUUGCCAAGUCGAAGAGCGACAGCAAGCAGCAGACUCCUCCCGCUGACAAGCUGGCGCUGGAAUCCCUGCUUGCCGAUUGCCAGCAGAUUCUGCACGAGGAGCAGGAGGAAAAGGCGCGCACCCUGAAGGCGCGCAAACGCAUCUGGCAAUACCUCGAGGGCAGCUACCAAAGGCGACCCCUCAUACCAAAGUACAAGAAGCAAUCGACUUAA